GUAAGAAAACAGAGGGGAAGUAAGGAACAUCAGUUUCAAUGUGUUGACUGUUUGUUGAUAGUGUGCGUCGAUUGGUUAUUAAACGUUUAAGUAUUGUUCAAGAUUAUUACUUAUAAAUAAAUAUUUUUACAUUUUCAAGAAUUAUUUUCAUAAUAAUUAUAAAUGUUGCUUAUUUUAUCUAUUACUGAAAACAAUUUAAGUGCACGUUCCAGAAAAAACUUUAAAGUGUCAAAAAAACACAAGACUUUUUCAUGUAAUUGUCAUUAACGGUCAAAGGCUUAAAAAUGUUAAAUCAAGCAGUAGUUGACGCUCUUUACUCGGCAACGUACAUCGAAAAUUAUCUAGACUGGGUUGAAAAUUUACCAGAUGAUUUACAACGACACGUUUCUCGCUCUCGAGAAUUGGACGCCACUUGUCAAAAAUUUCUUCGAGAAGUGGAUCAACAAUUGGAAAUUCUAACAAACGACGUCGAUAGCACAACUCGGAAUAGAGCAUUACUUCGAGUGCAGCAGGCUUUAAUUGCCGCUCAAGAAAUAGGCGAUGAAAAAUUACAAAUUGUUCAACAAGUUCAAGAUCUUAUAGAGAAUAAAUCCCGUCAAUUGGAUUUAGAUUAUCGUAACUUGGACUUUGGGAAGGAGCAGGAAAAUAAUGAAGGGACGAGGGACACAAAUUCCGUGAUCAAUGCGAGUACAGCCGGCAAUAUCAAUAGUGCUGAGAGGCCGACGAAACGAGCACGAAGAACGAGAACCGAGACCUUGGUUGAAUCAGCUCACGCUAUGGACAUGAUGACAAUGUCAGAAACACGAUCGGCAAAUAUUCCAAACAACUCGAAUGGCAAUCAGAAGAAGACGACUGCAACAACUACUGGUAAAAAGAAGAAACGAAAGGCUCGCCAAGGAAACCAACAAAAUCAACAUCGGGAGGAUACUCCACCGCCACAAGAAGACGAUUUGGCCAUUGAUCCAGACGAACCGACUUACUGUCUCUGUGAUCAAAUUUCUUAUGGUGAAAUGAUUUUGUGCGACAAUGACUUGUGCCCCAUAGAAUGGUUCCAUUUCUCUUGUGUGUCUCUGACAACGAAGCCAAAAGGGAAAUGGUUCUGUCCCAAGUGUAGAGGUGAUCGUCCAAACGUCAUGAAACCAAAGGCCCAAUUCUUGAAGGAACUCGAGAGGUAUAAUAAAGAAAAAGAAGAGAAAUCGUAGCAACAGAUUUCGUUUUAUAAAACUAUAAAGUCGAUUAACUAAUCAAUCAGUACUGAUAUAAUAAAUAAAUAUUCGUUACUGUUGUCAUAAAAGAAGAAUUUUUAAUAUUCUAUUAAGAGGCCAUUCUAAAAAUUCCUAAUGUUUUUUCUUGACAAUUUUACCCCCUCUUUUCUAACGCACUAUCGCCAUUUUUUCUGCUGAUCGUAACAAAUAGUUUGACGUAUUUUUUGAAUGGCCCCUAAAAAGCCUUCGUACUAUCGUGCACGACUUUAAAAUUGGAGAAUAUUAUUCAUUUCUUUUUGUUAAUAAAAGCAAAAUUUAUUUUUUCUACUCCCAGUUUCUAUUGACUUGUUUAAGUGAUGCAAUUUAAUUGCACUUUAAAUUUUAUUCUGUCUUGUAACAAGUAUUUUCUAUAUCAGAAAUUGAUCAUUUAAUAAUAAUUGAUAACUGUACAAUUUUAUGGUUUCAUUAUGUUAAAUAGCCAGUUUCAGUUAUUGUAAUCUAAUAAUUGUACAUACUUUGCAUCUUAUACUUACAGUUGAUGAAAGCUUUUUCGCAAUAUUUUAUCAGGAAUCGUUCAUAAAUUGUUAUCUACUUGUUUUUACUUUUUAAUGAAAACUUGAAAUUUUCAAUAAUACAAUCUGAGACUAAAAUUUCUUUUUCUCUUAUUACCGUAAUUUAUACCUCUCUCUUAUAUGUAUAUAUUUAUGGGUAGUGUAAUUUAUCAACGAUUUCUUAUCGCUUCUUUAAUAAAUUAAUAAAUAAUAAUUAUAAGGACGCCAAUUGAGUAAAAUUAAAAUUUUUAGCUUUAAGCAAUAAUUUCUUACUCAGUGUAUCCUUAUCUUAUGUUUUCAAUUACUUCAAAUUAAAAAUUGAAAAAAUCAAAGUAAUUGUAAACAUGUGUUAUAUAAAAAUAUACAGAAAAUAAUAAGAA
Messenger RNA from Leptopilina heterotoma, 2136 nucleotides. RefSeq names its product inhibitor of growth protein 1. The record is from RefSeq and is a predicted model, not a curated record. Gene Ontology annotation, biological process: positive regulation of DNA-templated transcription. Bases 285 to 1202 code for a protein of 305 amino acids. NCBI's taxonomy places the organism in Eukaryota, Metazoa, Arthropoda, Insecta, Hymenoptera, Figitidae. The transcript has 4 exons. Gene Ontology annotation, cellular component: nucleus.